Molecule: messenger RNA, 3014 nt
Organism: Vicugna pacos (alpaca)
Lineage: Eukaryota; Metazoa; Chordata; Mammalia; Artiodactyla; Camelidae
Source: RefSeq, a predicted model, not a curated record
GACCAGAGCCCCGAGGGGCUCGGGAUUGCGGAAGUUUCGUGAGGAGGGUCGGGCGGUUCUUGGAGCGCAGUGUUGUUUUGGAACAAGUUCUGGAAGGGACGCCGCCACUUGGGGUCUGAGAGGCACCAGCCUGCUCACGUUUGGGGCACCUGCGGGCGGAAUCGACAGUGGUGCUGUUGGCUUUCUCUGCCCCCGUUCCUCCUCCAGGAACCGCCUCGAAUCUCCGCCAUGGCAUCCACUUCCAACAACCUCCAGAAAGCGAUAGAUCUUGCUAGCAAAGCAGCCCAGGAAGACAAAGCUGGGAACUAUGAGGAAGCCCUUCAGCUCUACCAACAUGCUGUACAGUAUUUUCUCCAUGUAGUUAAAUAUGAAGCACAGGGCGAUAAAGCCAAGCAGAGUAUCAGGGCAAAAUGUACAGAAUAUCUUGAUAGAGCAGAAAAACUAAAGGAGUACCUGAAGAAGAAAGAGAAAAAACCACAGAAGCCAGUGAAGGAGGGACAGCCGAGUCCAGCUGACGAGAAGGGGAAUGACAGUGAUGGGGAAGGAGAAUCUGAUGAUCCUGAAAAAAAGAAACUACAGAAUCAACUUCAAGGUGCCAUUGUUAUAGAGCGACCGAAUGUGAAAUGGAGCGAUGUUGCUGGUCUUGAAGGAGCCAAAGAAGCGCUGAAAGAGGCCGUGAUAUUGCCUAUUAAAUUUCCUCAUCUCUUUACCGGCAAGAGAACACCUUGGAGAGGAAUCCUAUUAUUUGGACCACCUGGAACAGGAAAAUCCUAUUUAGCCAAAGCUGUAGCAACAGAAGCAAACAACUCAACAUUUUUCUCGAUAUCUUCCUCUGACCUUGUUUCUAAGUGGCUAGGUGAAAGUGAAAAGCUAGUUAAGAACUUAUUCCAGCUUGCCAGAGAGAAUAAACCUUCCAUUAUCUUCAUUGAUGAAAUUGAUUCUCUGUGUGGUUCAAGAAGUGAAAAUGAAAGUGAAGCUGCACGUAGAAUUAAGACAGAGUUCCUAGUUCAAAUGCAAGGGGUUGGUGUGGACAAUGAUGGCAUUUUGGUUCUGGGAGCUACAAAUAUACCCUGGGUUCUGGAUUCUGCCAUUAGGCGAAGGUAUGCCCGAGCAGCAAUGUUUAAACUGCACUUGGGGACCACUCAGAACAGUCUGACAGAAGCAGACUUCCGGGAACUUGGGAAGAAAACGGAAGGGUAUUCGGGGGCAGACAUAAGUAUCAUUGUGCGUGACGCACUCAUGCAGCCAGUCAGGAAAGUCCAGUCAGCUACCCAUUUUAAAAAGGUUCACGGACCUUCACGAGCAGAUCCUAACAGCGUAGUAGAUGAUCUGCUAACGCCCUGUUCUCCAGGUGACCCUGGUGCCAUUGAAAUGACAUGGAUGGAUGUCCCUGGAGAUAAACUUUUGGAGCCAGUUGUUUCCAUGUCGGAUAUGUUACUGUCACUAUCUCACACAAAACCCACGGUCAAUGAACACGACUUGUUGAAAUUAAAGAAGUUUACAGAAGAUUUUGGUCAAGAAGGCUAAACCAAAGACAACAAGGAAGAUGUAUACCAUGUGUGUUCUUCCUCUCUUAGGUACUUUUGCCUUUCUUGGAUGGCAUUCAGAUUAUUUCCUGUAAAAAACUCUCACCACGGGGAAGUAGAGAUCUCACUCAGCAUUCCUUUACGUUUUGUAUGUACUUUUGCUCCAUUACCAAUUAAAUGCUCCUAUUAACAAAAAUUAUAAAAUAAUGGAUUAUAAGGAAAUGAGUGAUAUGUAAAUAGCAAAAAAAAAAAGAAUUACCCAGUAUUAAUAGCAAAAAAAAAAAUUUACCCAGUUAAAAAAAGAUUAAAAUUGAUUGAAAUGCAAGUAUUUUAAAUUGCUAUGAAUAGUGAGUGGUCUUUGUAAAGAGCAUUUCUUUUUUUUUUUCUUUUUUUUUUUCUCUUUUCUUUUUUUCUUUCUUUCUUUCUUUUUCUUCCUUUCUUUCUUUCUUUUUCUUUCUUUACUAAAAUGGAGAGGCUUAUUUCAUAUUUUGCAAAAAAUCAUAAGCUUCAUUCUCACCCAUGUAGAAUUUAUUUACUUUAUUAAAAAAUUAAGAAUGGUUUACUCUCAGGGAUGGGCAAUAAAACGGCACAGAGCACUGUGAUUGGGCUUGAAAGAUUUCAAAUUGUGUUCUAGGCAAGACUCUUACUGAUUUUUGAUAGGUUGACAUUUUUCUCUGUGUAGAUUUAAAUCAUUUCUUUGAAAGCAGCAAGCUUUUAUAUUUAACUAAAUCAUACCUUUCACUGUGCAAUCUCAAGAGAAAGACUUUCUAAAUUAAACAUUGUCUUUAUCUUGAAGAAGAAAAUUGUCUCUUUCAGUGUCUUUGUAGCAAGAUUGACCAAAACAGGUGGUAAAUAAAUAUGUACUUUUGAAAUAACUAUCAUGAAAUACUGUAAUGGGAACCUUUACUAAAAGGAACAACCUCCCUUUAGAUUAUGGGAAGUUUCUUAUGUGUGAUGUGGGGGUGUGUGUGUACAUAUAUAUAUAAUUUUUUUUUAAUAUAGGAUAGUAAGGGUCUUGUCUUUUUAGUCUACCUUUUAAGUUCAGGAAACAGUUUAUUCUGGCCACACAUAUGUUAUCAGUGUAAUGCUUCAUGAAGCUUUAGAAAUGAGCUGAUGUCUCCUUAAAUAAUAAAAUGCAAACAUGAUGUUAUGUUAUUUUAAUAUCGUCAAACAAAUAAUCUGAGUGUGUGUUAUACGUGUUAGUGUCAACACUAAGUUGUGCCUUGUACAUUUGCAUUGGCUCUACGUACAAAGGAUUAGUAAGUCAGCUAGAAUGAGGUAGAUUCCUUAAUUUACUAUAAAGUUCUGCCGUGCAAAUGCUAUAGAAUAACUUGCAUUUUAAAGUAUAUUUGCACAUUUUACAUGUUAUGCUAUAUGGUUGCCUUUGGGUUUUCUGUACAGAUUGUUUUUAUUGAUAUUAAAUGGAAAUCGUAGGCCUGAAAUAAUGCUGUUCUUAUGUGAAGUAAAUUGAUAUAACCCACUAUUGGC